CUGUAAAUUCCACAUUAACAUGAAACCUUAAGCCCCAAAUCUUACGGCGGUCGAACCUGCUUCAGGCUUGUCAAAGAUCAAUUGCUAUUGUAUCAUGAGAUUCAGAAAAGAAAGUAGAGUUGAGGUUUUGAGCCUCAAAGAGGCACCUUAUGGUGGUGGGUGGAGAGCAGCAGAGAUUCUCGCGGGAAAUGGUCACACGUACAGUGUUAGAUACUACUCUUACGGGCUUGCAAAGGACGAGGCCUUGGAGGAGAGAGCUGCAAGGAAGAGCACCAGGCCGUGUCCUCCGCAAAUUGAUGUAGGCAGAUGGGAAGCUGGUGAACUUGUUGAGGUUCUUGACAAAGUUUCUUGGAAAACCGCCACGGUCCUAGAGGAGUUGUCUGGAAGAUACUAUUUGGUUCGGUUACUUGGUGCAGCUCUGGAACUAACGGUUCAUAAAGUUAACCUCAGGGCUCGACAAUGUUGGCAAGAUGAAACAUGGGUUAUGAUUGGAAAGGUAUCUUGUUCUGUGAAGUCCUCGACGCUGACUGGAUCAGAUGUAAAUCCAAAUCUAAAGCCACACGAGACGAGUGUUGCUUCUGUAAGAGUGCUAAAGAGACCUUCAUCCUGUGAUUGGUGUGAGUCUGCUGAAUCAUUCACGGGAAGUCCUAAGGAGUUGCGAUCCUGUAGGAGUGGAAGCUCAGUCUGUAAUGGUUGUUGUGAUGAUACUGAUGCAUGCUCGGUUGGUAGUUGUAGCCCUGUUAGAUAUGAUGAGAGUGAUGAUACCUCAACUUCUUUUCUAGAUGGCUCUUCUAGUAAAGAAGCCGGCUCUUGCAGUAGCGAUGCAGAAUCUUCAAAAGGGGUUAGAGAAGAAGCUACUGGUGGAACAGUGAGGAGGUCAUGUAGGCCUGAACUAUACACAUACCGUAGUACACUGGGGAAGUUAUUUGCUUCCGGGCCUUUGGAUUGGAAUCAGGAAGCAUCACUAACCGAUCUACGUCUUUCUCUGAAUAUAUCAACUGAUGAGCAUUUGAUGGAGAUAAGAAGUUUGAAGUCAACACAUAGUAAAUUUUGUGUUGGCAAUACUUUUCUGCAAUGUGGAAUCAAGUGUUACAUAUUGUUGUUUUUACGAGAGGGUUCUUAUAGUGAUUUGUAUACGGCAGCAGAAUGGAAGAAAGCAUGUAUGGAAAUUCCAAUCCUUUCUUAUAGUUUACUUUUGUUGUACGUUCUAGAUAAUAAAGUUAUAAGAAAAGUUACUUCUUCGAGAGUCUUCCCUUCUUACUCAGUUUCUUCCGUAAUCAGAGGUUGGUCUACGAGCCGCCAAAAGUUUAGAAACCGAUAA
Molecule: messenger RNA, 1321 nt
Organism: Brassica oleracea var. oleracea
Lineage: Eukaryota; Viridiplantae; Streptophyta; Magnoliopsida; Brassicales; Brassicaceae
Exons: 5
Coding region: 95-1321 (408 amino acids)
Source: RefSeq, a predicted model, not a curated record